AUGAAAUUCUUCAUCAUUUCUUCAAUGGUUUUGGCUGUUUGUAUGGCUGCUGCUGUUGCUAAUACUGCAGAAAGUGCCGAGCUCAAAGAGAUCAAGGCUCUUAUCGCUAAAUUAGAAACCGGUCUCGAGAGUUUGAGCUUCGAAUUUAAAUCGUGAGUUUAUAUGGAGUUCCUAAGGAGCUUUGAAGGAUCUCAAAAAGGCCCUUAAGAGUCCUAAAGUCUCCUAGAGGCUCGGAAAAGAGCUGAAGAGCCCAGAAAAGCUGUACGAUCCUAAAGAGUUUAAUAUAGUACCUUCCUUAGAACUUUAAAAACUCUGACUUAAGUUCAAUAGUCCUUAAGGCUCCUAGAAGCUCUAGAAGAAUCCUUAGAAGGACCUAAAACCAUCCCAACACCAAAUCCUUCCAGCGCCGUUACAAAAAUCACUGCCAAAUGCACAUCUUCCUCCUCAUUCGGCUCACUUUUCUCCGAUUCCUAUGUGAAACCAGGAUCCACCUCAAACUUCAACGAAGAAUCGAUUCGUCAAGAAGUGUUGAACAUUUUGAAGGUAUCAAAAAUCGCGCAAAAACAAAAACGCUCUUGUUUUCAGGGAGGAAACAACCAGAACAACAAUAACUUUGGCAACUUCUUGAGAAGCCGCUUCCCAGAAAACUACCAAAUCCCAAUCUACAUUCAAGGAGGAGCCCAAGCUCAACCAUCCGCUUCGUACAUUCCAGUUGCUCAAGGAGCAUACGCUUCAGCUCCAGCUCAAGUUGCCACAACUUAUACCGUUCAACAACAAGCUCCAGCUGUCGCCUAUCAAGCUCAACCAGCUCCAGUUCAAGUGCAAUAUAGUGCACCGGCUCCAGUUCCAGCUCAAUAUGCUCCUCAAGUUCAAGUUCCAGCUUCUGGCUCAUAUGCUACAGCUCCAGCUGCUGCUCAAUACGUUACUUCAAAGAAGAAGUAA
Molecule: messenger RNA, 942 nt
Organism: Caenorhabditis angaria
Lineage: Eukaryota; Metazoa; Nematoda; Chromadorea; Rhabditida; Rhabditidae
Source: the annotation of a GenBank genome assembly